ACAAUAACAGAGACUGUGCUGUUCCUGGUCCAGUACACAUCCAAAGAGUUCGACCGGUCAGAGAAGACGGUGGCCACUGGGGACUGCUGUUACCUCAACCCAUUGGUGCGCAGGACCUUCCGCUUCCUUGGAGUCUACACCUUUGGCCUCUUCACGGUUGACAUCUUUGUCAACGCAGGCCAGGUAGUGACAGGUAACCUCGCCCCCUACUUCCUGACGGUCUGUAAGCCAAACUACACGGCACUGGGCUGCCAGCAGGCGCUGCGCUACAUCAGCCACCAAGAGGCCUGCACGGGGAACCAGGAUGACAUCCUGCGGGCCCGUAAAACCUUCCCAUCCAAGGAGGCCGCACUCAGUGUUUACGCUGCGCUCUACCUGGCU
Lates calcarifer (barramundi perch) is the source of this 381-nucleotide messenger RNA. RefSeq names its product phospholipid phosphatase-related protein type 5. Lineage: Eukaryota; Metazoa; Chordata; Actinopteri; Centropomidae. Gene Ontology annotation, biological process: phospholipid metabolic process; phospholipid dephosphorylation; signal transduction. The record is from RefSeq and is a predicted model, not a curated record. Gene Ontology annotation, molecular function: phosphatidate phosphatase activity. The transcript has 2 exons. The annotation marks the transcript as partial.